This is a messenger RNA of Mytilus californianus (California mussel), 531 nucleotides long. Its product is annotated as temptin-like. NCBI's taxonomy places the organism in Eukaryota, Metazoa, Mollusca, Bivalvia, Mytilida, Mytilidae. The transcript is spliced from 5 exons. The coding region runs from base 61 to 531 and encodes 156 amino acids. The record is from RefSeq and is a predicted model, not a curated record.
CCGAAGUAUUACGUAAAUUUUGCUAGAACAGUGGUCACGUUGUUGCUACGAUCUUUUGGAAUGAUGAGAAAUAUGAUGGACAGAAUAUUCAUACUAGUUGUAAUAAAAAUAGCAUAUUGUAACAGUUUUCAAAAAUUCCAAAAUCUAAUUCCAAAUGGGAAAAAUGCUCCUAAUCCGUGUACUUCCGGUCUUUGGCAAGGCCUCGGACAUAUUGGUGCUGAUGGUGGAGGAGACAGAAAUCCUUUUGGUGUCGAUUUUAAGAGAGCUGAAAUGAAAUGGACCUCUAAUCUUUGUAAUAUGGACUCUGACAAUGAUGGAUUAAGUAACGGAGAAGAGCUUGGUGACCCAGACUGUUUGUGGACUCCUGGGCAACAACCAAAGAGAACAGAAAAUAUUUCACAUCCAGGCAUAUGUGAACCAUUGACAUCAUCUACGUGCCAACAACAGAACAAAUGGCUGCUAAACUGUGAUGGCAACAAAGAUACAUGUGAAUCUUUAAAUGAGAAAGUUUACCUUCUGCUCUCAUUAUGA